CAUUAAUAGUAGUCGUUAGCAUUCACAGCUUACUUCGAAGAUAUAACAGCCAGCCAGCCGCUGCCAUGCAUGCUAUUAUUUUUAUGUCUUCUUCUUCAUUACCACUUCCGUCAGCUGCUAACUCGCCGGCGACUCAAACACAGGCGACCGCCGGAACGGUGGAUCAUGUCUCAUCAGCAAGCCUCCCUCGCACAGUUUGGGGCAAUGGCUUCCUCGACCACAGAUUUGAUUAUGCGUCACUCCAGGCGAACCAUAAACAGCCAAAACACGAAGUUUUGAAGCAAGAGGUGAGGAAGAUGGUGAUAGAUUACGAUGUAAAAAGUGGAGACUCUGAGUCACAUAUUGCAGAUAAGCUACGACUGAUAGAUGCAGUACAACGGCUAGGCGUUGGAUAUCACUUCGAGAAGGAGAUCGGAGAAGUUCUUGAAAGAGUUGAUGAUUUAGGAGAUGACUUAUUUUCUAACAUUGGUGACAAAGGUUCCGAUCUCUACCAUGCAGCUCUCCGGUUUCGACUCCUGAGACAACAAGGGUUUCCUGUAUCGCCGGGUAAGUAUGUAUACAUAAUUACAAGUUAGUUAGAACAAUUUCUAUUAUAUACGAUUAAUUGUGGAUAAUCAUAUGUUAAUCUGCUAUGCACACAUGUAUGUGUAGAUGGGUUUAGAAAGUUGAAAGGAAGUGAAGGAAAGUUCAAAGAGUGGUUGGCGAAGGACGAGAAAGGAUUGUUGAGCUUGUACGAGGCAACACACAUGGCGUUCAAUGGGGAAGAUAUAUUGGAUGAACUCCAGAGUUUUGCUACAAAGACCCUUGAGUCAAUCUUCCCACACAAUAUAACCAACCCUUCAUUCCAAAAGCAGAUCGACUUUGCUCUUCGCGUUCCUGCUUGGAAAUGUGUCCCGAGGUCCCUUGCUAGACACUCCAUCGAUUUCUACUCUAUGGACUCUUUCCACCAUGAAAAACUCCUCGCCUUUGCAAAGUUGGACUUCAACAUAGUUCAAAAAUUUCAUCAGCAAGAGCUCUAUGAAGUCUCUAAGUGAGCUCUGUUAACCUAAUAUAUGCACACAUUGUUGUAAUAUUGUAUUAGUUACUCACUAAUCACCUCUCUUGGUUUGGUUUUGUUAUAUACACAUACAUAGUUGGUGGAGAAGUAUUGACGUGGCGACCAAAUUUCCCUAUGCAAGAGACAGGCUUAUGGAGAGUUAUUAUUGCGUCAAUUCUAUGUACUUUGAGCCCAAAUACCGGUCGGGAAGAAUUAUAGCCACCAAAAUCUUCUUAAUGUUGGCUAUAUUGGACGACACUUACGAUAACUUUGCUACAUAUGAAGAGGCGCAUGCCCUAACUGAAGCUAUUGAAAGGUUCUUGUUGCAUAAUCCACAUAUGUGUUAGAUUGGCUAUUUAGGAUGGAUGUUAGGGCUCUCCAAGAACUACCCGACAGGAUGAGAAAUGUAUAUAGUGUCAUCCUUAAUCUAUAUGAUGAAAUCGAGAAGGAAACUGGGAAAAUAGGACCCACUUUCGGUGUCCAAUAUGCAAAGGCAGAGCUCAAGAAAUUGUCCCAAGCCUACUUGGGUGAGGUUCGGUGGCGCAAUGAAGGUCGGGUUCCGACACUGAGAGAGUACAUUAUCAAUGGAGUUGCCUCUAGCGGUGUGUCCAAACUUUGCACAUCGUGUUUCGUUGGUAUGGGAGCAGAGAUAGCCACCAAGAAGGCUUUUGAAUGGGUAACUAAUGAGUCUAAAAUGAUGAAUGCUGGUUGUCUCAUUGCUAGGGUUCAAAAUGACAUUUUCUCUCACGAGCAGUUUGAACAAAAGAGGAACCAUGUGGCUUCAGCCGUGGAAUGUUGUAUGAAGGAGUAUCGAGUGUCGGAGAAAGAAGCUGUUGAAUUCCUGUGGAAAGAGAUUUCUAACGCGUGGAAAGAUAUUGUCGAAGAGUAUUGUCAGAAACCGACCUUGUUGCCAUCAACCGAUCUCACGGAUCGUCUCCUCAAUUUGACACGUCUAAUCAAUAUAUUCUACGACGAUGGUGAUUGCCUCAUCAAUUCCCACCUUUUGAAGGAUCAUCUCACCUCACUUUUCAUUGAUCCCGUGCCUCUUUGAAGAAAUCAUUGACAU
Linum tenue is the source of this 2102-nucleotide messenger RNA. The record is from the annotation of a GenBank genome assembly. Lineage: Eukaryota; Viridiplantae; Streptophyta; Magnoliopsida; Malpighiales; Linaceae.